GGCGGCCUGUGCUCGUCGCGAUUCCGGAGUAGAAGAUGCUCCUCGCUGGUAAAAUCUGGAAAAAGACAUAGAGAAGAAAAGAACGCGGGCCGUUUUCGCUCGUCGGAAGAGAGAACAAAAAUCGGAACUGCGAUCAAAUUAUAAUUUCGAAGGAGCGAAGGUAGAGUGAAAAUGGCGGAUGAGGAAGGCGAGCGGAGAUCUCCAGAAAUUGCGUCAACUCCGUCGCUACAACCUAAUUUCAAACCUAAACCUAAAGGAGUCACUCAUGAGCAGCUCUCUAAAUUUCAGGAGCUUCACAGGAGGCGACUUCAGAUAAAAUCAAGGUCAAAGAUAAGAAAGAAUACGAAAGGUUUGACUGGAAAAUCUCAAAUCAAGGAUCUGAAUACCAUUGAUGAAGUUACCGAAGUUGAACACUCGAGACUUUCCAGUUCUGAUGUCGAUUUUGGGGAAAAGAGCUCCCAUGUUCAGCGAGAUAACACAAAAACUACACUUCCAUCCAAAAAGCUACACAAGUUACAUUGGGG
Molecule: messenger RNA, 524 nt
Organism: Cucurbita pepo subsp. pepo (vegetable marrow)
Lineage: Eukaryota; Viridiplantae; Streptophyta; Magnoliopsida; Cucurbitales; Cucurbitaceae
Source: RefSeq, a predicted model, not a curated record